AUGUCCCUUGCCCAAGGUGUCUCUCCUGGAUCUGGGGACUUCGGUGAUAAUUUUUAUCUGGAGGAUGCACUGAGAGAAACUUCCUCAGUAAAGCAGAAAUGGGACCGUGUUACCACCACGACAACCAGGAGGCCAGGAACGACCAGAGCUCCGGCAUAUCCUGCAGGUGGUGAAUUUGACUUGGCUGAUGCUCUGGAUGAGCGAAAUGAUGGCCACAGGAAACCGAAUGCAGGAGGAGUUGGAGGAGGUUUGUCCGACAAGGAUCUUGAAGACAUACUAGGGGGUGGUGAUUACAAGCCUGACAAGGGUAAAGGUGAUGGCCGGUAUGGCAGCAGUGACGACACAGAAUCCGGCGCAACAGUGGAGACCGGCACGAUCGCCGGCGUGGCCAGCGCCCUGGCCAUGGCUCUCAUCGGCGCCGUGUCCAGCUACAUCUCCUACCAGCAGAGGAAGUUCUGCUUCAGCAUCCAGCAUGCAGCAGAAGGUCAAGAGAGUCUCAAUGCAGACUAUGUGAAGGGGGAGAACCUGGAAGCUGUUGUGUGUGAAGAACCCCAAGUGAAAUACUCUUCGCUGCAGACCCAGUCUGCAGAGCCACCACCGCCUGAGCUGCCCCGGAUCUGAGGGUCCCCGUUCAGCCGCAGGCGCACAUGUGCUGCCACCACCGCUUGUAACCCGGCUCCUUAUUUCAUUCGGACCCACAGCUGCUGUGCUGCUCUUUCGAUGUCAUUGGCUUCUUGUCGUUCUGCGUUUCUGGAUGAGCUCUGGGUGUUCGCGAGUUUGGGGUCUGCACCCUGCCACAGGUGCUCUGAAGAGGCUUGGUGCUGAAAUCCAACACCUGGCUCUGCAGAAAGCCAGCACCAGCCUCAGAAGCUGUGCAGUGGGGAGACCAAGAUGAGGGGGCAAGAGGGUGCUGGGGACACUGGCUGAGAACACAUCUGCUCACGGAACAAGAGUUUGAGCCCAGGGCGGCACAACCCACGUGGUGGAGUGGCUCACUGUGGCAGCUUGCUGUCAGCAGGCAGCCCCUGGCAGUGACCUCAAAGAGCACCUGCAAGGAGCAAACCAGUCAGCCCCAAGUAGCACCACACUCAUGCAACACCCAGGGCCGUGUUUUCGUUUUGGUCUUUCUUUUCAAUUCCAGGUUUUACGGUACCGGGCUUCCAGAGAGCUGGUCCAAGUGGAGGCUUUCCAGUUAUUUAAGUGCAAACAUGCAUCUCAUGACAGUCCUGCCCUAAGAGUUUAGGAAUCUUCUGGAUAAGUAGGAAGCCAUGACUUGCAGGCCUGCGUCCCAUCUGAUUCCAUAGGGGACUAGCUGUGGUGUUAAGGCUGACAUGAUUAAAGGUUUUAGGAAUCAUUUCUGCGUUAAAAUGUUUUAUACUGGGUGGGGGAGGUGCUCACCCUCCACCCUGUAUAUGAUCUUAUUUUGGUAGCAAGAGCUACAGACAUUAAGAAUAAGCCUCAAAGCUGGAAGCAUGCUUGUUUGCUUAAAAAUGUAUUGGGGGGGGGGGAGACACUUGUUAGGUUUAGUGACAGACACCUGACUUUGUAGCUCUGUAGUUAUCCUACUUGUCCAUUCUCAUGAACAGCGCUUGGGGCCCGUGCUCACCAUGGUAAACAUGGGAACCCAAGGACUGGCCCCUCACCUGGCCUGUGCUGGAGAAGAGCUGACUUCCUGGAAUGUUCCUUUGGCCCACACAUGGUUCCUGCCCAGCGAGCGCUGCUGUCAGAGCUGAGCUAGGGUCUAGAGCCCCCGUUUGCCCUGUCAGAAAGCACUUCCACAAGCAGAAUAUAAGUCACCAGGCAGACAGGAUCCUUAUUUACAGAACUCACAGGCUUCUUUGGACUGCACGACGGCCCCCAGCAUUCCACAGCUUAUGCGAUGGCCCCUUCACGUCCACUGAGCUGGGUUGUGGUGACUCCAGGUUCUUAAGGAAACCAUUGAAAUUGAAGAGAUGCCACCUGCCAUCUAGUGCAUGCCUCCCAUGUCCGUUGUAAAAAUGCUGCUGGUGGGAGGGUAGUCGGCUGUAGCGCUGUCUCAAGGCUGCCUUGCGGCUCCAUUCCCAGCGCCUGCCUCUGGGCUUCCAAAUGCUCCUGCUCGGCCGCAAAUCCUGGACAGACCCAGGACUGUGUGUUUGAGAGGGUGGCCUGGAGCACUGGGAAAGCGCCUCUGUGCUGUGCUGUGCCGUGAAGGAAGGAAGACGUGGCCUGAGGAAGCUCCCGUGCUUCAGGAAACGAACUAGCAGGGAAGGUACCGUGUGCAAGAUGUGCAAGAUCUGCCUGUUUCCAGGGCCUUCCACCUUUGAUGGCCAGAUCGUUAUCAAUUUUGUCAGGUUUGUCCCUCCCUGACAGCGAGGACCUCCAGGGCUGCUCGUCCCACCCUCUGGCUGGUACUGGGCUGGAGGUAGCUAGGGAGGAUUUUUGCAUUCACAGCCUGUUGUCUAGACAGGGUGACCUCAGUGCGGCCUAGCUGAUGGCAAAGACCUCGAAACCGUACAGCUCUCAUGUAAGCACAGUCUGUGAAACCAUCUUCUCAGCAGCAGACUGAGGAGGUGCAUUGUGCUCUGCCUCGCCUAGCUCGAUGCCUUCUGGCAGUGGCCUGGUGCCCAGGCCCGCACGUGAUAGCUUCUGGUAACUGGAUGUGCCUGGUAGGUCCCUCUGUCGCCUGCUAGCAGAGCUCUCGCCUGUUUGCGGGGCUUCUCCUUCCCACAGGUAUUUCACUUGCUUGGCCACUGUUGCCUGCAAAAGCCUAAGGGGCUGUUGUAACUGUGUAUCUACCUGGAAGUUGCAUUGACCAGCUUGGGCCUGUCCCAGGUGACAGGAGAAAAUGUGAACUAGAAGGGCCAAUUGAAAAUGUUCAAUCUGUAGCAGCUUACCUUGGCAGGGACAAUUUUCAAAUGCUCACUAUUUACAGUAACAGCUGAGCAAGGGCUGGGCAAACUUACAGCCCAAUGAAAGAUAAAGAGAAGGGAGCAAGGGGGAGGGUUGCUUGGUGGUGGUGGUACCCUCUUGGGGUGGACCCCACAGUGGCUCUAGAAUAGUGUCAGGCCCAUUCCUCGGCCGCCUGGGUUGGGUUAGUACCAGUUCUGAGGGAGAAGACGAGGAGACUGAUCUCAGAAUCCCCUGUACAUCUUUUUAUGUGCUUGUGUCCACGUAUGAAUUGUGAACUGCCUGUUUGCAUUAAACGACAUGGCACCAGCAGA
Molecule: messenger RNA, 3200 nt
Organism: Galeopterus variegatus (Sunda flying lemur)
Lineage: Eukaryota; Metazoa; Chordata; Mammalia; Dermoptera; Cynocephalidae
Gene: CD99L2
Product: CD99 molecule-like 2
Exons: 10
Coding region: 1-621 (206 amino acids)
Source: RefSeq, a predicted model, not a curated record